This is a messenger RNA of Panonychus citri (citrus red mite), 5249 nucleotides long. It is a transcript of the gene spn-E, whose product is annotated as ATP-dependent RNA helicase TDRD9-like. The transcript is spliced from 5 exons. The record is from RefSeq and is a predicted model, not a curated record. Gene Ontology annotation, molecular function: ATP binding; RNA binding. The coding region runs from base 194 to 4987 and encodes 1597 amino acids. NCBI's taxonomy places the organism in Eukaryota, Metazoa, Arthropoda, Arachnida, Trombidiformes, Tetranychidae. Gene Ontology annotation, cellular component: intracellular anatomical structure.
CGGCAUCGAAUUUCGGCUAUGCGGUUUUCGAAAGCGGGUCGGUUAUUGUUCGGCAUUUUCUAUUCUUUUUCAAAACAAUUGGCUUUUUUUUCAUUAAUUUAGUUUAAAUUGUUUUAGUUAAUUACAUUCAAUUGUUUGUUGUCAUCUUUAGUUACGGUUAUUUCAACGCUUUGUAUUCCAAUAAUCUUAUACCAUGGCUGAUGAAUCUAAUCAAACACCCAAACGAGGUUUAGGAAGACCAUUUCUCAGGAAUAAUAUUCUUGAAGAUGGGUCAAUGGAAAACCCAAUUGAUCCAACAGUUCAUAUUAAACGUGAAUGUGGAGACAUUGAAUCUGAACCUCAAUCUGAACCAAUGGCUACCGAAGAGAUUGAAGUGGCUACUCGUAUACCCAAAGUUGAACCUGGAUCUCAACCAUCUAUUUCUAUCCCUGAUGUUGGUGUUCGAGCUGAAGAUCUUUUAUCACUUUUCAAUCUUGAGCCAGGAGAACGACCUACAAUCUCCGUUCAUCCUCGUCAAUCGGAAAUUGAAGCUGCGAGAGUAAAGCACGAAGAGCCCGACUCCAAACGAGCCAAAGUCUAUCAAUCAGGAUCUCGUUUUAUGAACGUUGAUUCAAUGGAGCAAAAGGCUUACGUUAACCGUAUAAAUGAACAAGAAAAAACAAAAGCCUCGCAAUUCGUCUUCCGUCGAAAUAAUCGAAACGGAGAUUUCAAAAUGGAAAUCGAUGACGACUCAGCUUCUACCACUCAUGCAACUCUUGACGGUGUUAGUACUUGCCUCGACGAGGUAAAUGAGUUGUUAGACCCAAAUUUCCGAACGACUGUUGAACAUUUUUUCAAAGUUAAAAAACAACAAGAUUAUAAUUCAGCUCCAUUACCCAUUGAAUCGAAGAGGAAAAACAUCACCACCCAAAUCAAUUUAAAUCGAGUUGUCAUCAUUAAAGGUACAACUGGGUGUGGUAAGACAACUCAAGUGCCUCAAUUCAUAAUGGAAGAUUGUUAUAAUCGUAAUAAACAUUUCAACAUUGUGGUCACUCAACCUCGUCGUAUAGCGGCAAAAAGUAUAGCCGAAAGAGUUUGUGAGGAAAGAGACUGGAAAGUGGGCGAACUUGUUGGAUAUCAAAUUGGUAUGGACAAAACGGCUGGAGAAUUAACUAGACUCCUUUACUGUACAACUGGUGUUCUUUUACAAAAGUUAAUCGCUGAAAAGAAAAUGGACAAUUAUACUCACAUCAUUAUCGAUGAAAUUCACGAACGAAGUGAUGAAACUGAUCUGUUGUUAAUGGUUGUGAGGAAGUUUCUUUGGACUCAAGCAGCUCCAGUUAAAGUGAUUCUCAUGAGUGCAACAUUUGAUUCCAACAAAUUUGUGCAUUACUUUUCUCUCAAAUCUCAAUCUGGUCUUCCAAUUCGACCUUAUGAAGUUAAAAUCGAGGAAAGUGUUCGGCCAAUUAUAAAGACUUAUAUCAACGGGUUUCCACCAACAUGGCGUCAAGAAGCUUCAGUUGGUGUUGAACAACCAGAGUUUCUACAAUUCGACAUUGAAGAUCCUCACAUCGAUGCUGUGCGAGCCCGAAUGUGUCCCAUUAUGAUUAAACAUUUUGAUUCGCUUGAUAGAUCAGCUUCUCGAAAAGGAGCUGUUCUUGUUUUCUUACCUGGUUUUGAUGAUAUCAGACAAAUGACUAAAUUAUUAGAAGCUUAUUCAUCAAAAUUUAGACUAAAUUGGCUCAUCUUACAACUUCAUUCAUCGAUCACACUGGAGGAACAACGAAAAGUUUUCGUCGCUACUAAACUUGGUGAACGAAAGAUUAUUUUAUCAACAAAUAUCGCCGAAAGUUCAAUUACAGUGCCAGAAGUUGUUUAUGUUAUUGACUAUUGUUUGACCAAGAGUUUAGUCUGUGAUAAAAUGACUAAUUAUCCAACUUUAAAACUUGAGUGGGCUUCACAUGCCAAUUGUGAUCAAAGAGCUGGUAGAUGUGGUCGAGUUCAAGAUGGUCGAGUCUAUCGAAUGGUCACUGCCGAAUUUUAUGAUAGAUUCAUGUCGAAAGAAGGUGUACCUGAACUAUUAAGAACACCUUUAGAAAAUGCUAUUCUUAAAGUGAAGAAAUUAGAUCUUGGACCACCGAGAGAAUUACUUGCUCUUUGUAUUGACUCUCCCAAUUUAGGUGAUCUUCGUCGUUCAAUUGUUAGACUGAAAAGAGUCGGUGCAUUGACUCCAACAAUUAACGGUGUUUAUGAAGAAGAAGAUGGUCAACUGUCCCUUCUUGGUAAAAUGAUGGCCGAUCUCCCAUUAGAUGUUCAACUAUCUAAAUUUGUGAUGAUGGGCUACCUGUUUGAUUGCCUCGACGAUUGUAUCAUUAUUGCUGCAUGUCUCUCAUUACAAAACUUUUUCAGCAAAAGUUUCGAUGAUACAAUUAGAGCUUACAAAGCGCGUUUAGCUUGGACUGAACGUACUUUUAGUGACCCAAUCGCUUACUGGUAUGCCUAUCGAACCUUCUGGGAUAUGGUGAGUGCAGGUAUUUUUGAAUCUCGUUCUGCAAAAGCAAAGACUUGGUGUCGAGUCAAUUUCAUUCAAUAUGCUCGACUUCAAGAUGUCAUCAAUUUGGUUGAUGAAUUAAGAAAAAGAUUAACUUCCGCUGGUAUCCAAUCCGAAAAAAGGCCCAACCUGAUCAGAGAUAAAUUUGAAGAUCAGCUCAUCCUCAAGGUCGUUAUCGCCGCGGCUUUUUAUCCUUAUUAUUACAUCAAAACACCUCUCAGAAAUCCCGAAAUCGCAAAAGAGUUAACUGAUAAAGACCCUUACAAAACAGUUAAACUAAGUGGAUUACCUCAACAUGAAGGUGUUCUUUAUGCUGAUCAAAUUAAAUUAGCUUUAGAAGAAAUUGAUUCUCAUAUGGAACUUGAAUUCGAGGAUACUCAUUGUUAUGUCACAUUCCAUACAAAGGAUGAUGAAAUCUUGGGUCCAGCUAUUUCAUCUCAAACUGAUGGUAUGGCAGUUCCUCGAGCUGAAGAAUCUCUUUACCAAGAAUCAAUGUUAAGGAAAAAAGUGUUCCAAGAAAAUCAAGUUGCGACCGCUGUUUACUUGGCCAUCAAACUCAAUCGAUGUCGUAAACAAAUCAUCGUCACCAAGUACAAGCCUCACAUCGCUGGUCCAAGAAUCAAAUCUUUGUUUGAUAUUAGAGAAGCUAAAAUUAAUGCAGCUCAUCUUUUCAGGACAGCUCGCUACCGAAUCCCACCUUACUCGAGUUGUAAAAUACCAAAUCCACGAUUACCAUCAAAGAGUAAGAAAAAAAUUGAAAUCACUGUAACCGAAGUUGAACCGGAAUUUUUUUAUGCUCGAAUGCGAGAUAGACAAACUACUACGAUGCUCGCUAACCUUGAUAAAGCGAUCGAAAAUGCUUACAAGCCAGAAAAGUUUCCAUACAACGACCCUAAAGUUGGCGAUGUUAUCAUAAUAAAUUGGAAAUAUGAAGAUCGUCCAAGGAAAUUAGAAAGAGCAAGAGUUUGUCGGGUUGAUCGAGAACGUAAAAGCUUCGAAGUUUUCUGUAUAGACUCUGGCACCACUGGAAUAAUCAAUUUAGAAGAUCUUGAUUCCUGUGUUCGUCUUGAUCCAACUCAAAUGCCAGUUGAACUGUUCUCGACUCCCGCUUUGGCCAUGGCAUGUCGUCUAUGUGAAGUUACUCCUUCUCAAGCUCGUAAAAUGAAGCAAGAAGCUCGUUACAAUGAUUUAGAUGUUUUCGCUUCAUUAGUGUUGAAUUGUAACGAUGUUUGGGGAAUGGUUUAUAGUGUAGUGAAUGAUGUGAUCGCCCUGAAACUUUUCCGUGGCCAAGAUAAUGGCGUUUCAAUCAAUGAUAAACUAUUAGCUGAUGGAGUAUUCGUCAAGUGGGACGAACCUUCACAAUCCAAAUUUGACUCCAAUGUUCGUUUCCAUCAUCGAGCCACCGAGGAAGAAGAGCCUCUUUAUACUCUAACUGAGGCUUGUACUGUUGAAAAUUUUAUCCCGGAAGGAGAGGCCAAAUAUCUAGCUGAUAGUUUAAUCAACAGUUACAAUAGUCCAUUCAGCAAAGAAAAGGUCAAACUGAAAGGACCUUACACCCCAAUUGAAGUGAGCUUCGAAGGAGUAACCCGUCAAGACUCAGUGUUACGAGUGGCCAUUGACAGUGAAUCUGUAAACUCUGUUUGUUUUGAUCCUGAUCCAGAAAAUUCAAACAAACGCCUUCUUGUUGCAUCAUGUGUCCAAUUACAACCAGAAAGUGGCAGAUUAACUGCUAGAAAUACAACACUAAUGCCCGACAUCACCGGAUUUCCUCAAUUAAUGUCUCUCUUAUUUGCACCACGAGUUGAAUUUCGUGUGGACUAUGAACGUAAACAAUAUGUUAGUGCUCUUUGUGGACUGGGUUACGAUGAAAACACUAAACAUCCUCACGACCCAGACAAUGAUAUGGAAAUUACUUUUGAUUGUUUCAUCGAUAACGCAGAUAUUACCAAGAUUAAUCUGAUUCGUUACAACAUCAGUGAUGUUUUAUCAAGUGAAUCCAAUUUCGCAGAAAUUUGUGGCCACGCUUUAUUCCAGAAACAACAAAAGAUUCGAGCCAUGGUUUUGGAAUUGUUAUCACGACAACGAGUCGUUAUCCCAAUCAAAGAAAAAUGGGAAAGGAAAUUUGAAUGGGUUGAUAAAGAUCAAUUAACCUCUUCAAAUGUAAAUCUGCUCAUCGAACCUCUUUACGAAACACACAAAGUUGUAGCCGAAGUUUGUUUCGAAAAUUUCAAGGAAAAUUUAGCAACCAAUUUAGAAUCAAUGAAGUUGAUCAUAGACUCUAACAUGAAAGCGGUUGCAAAAUGUGAACUUUGCUCUGAUAUUAAAUUUUUCAAUCGUCGAAGCCUAAUGGACCAUUUAAGAACCGAUGCCCACGUUUCGGCCGUUAAAAAGAUUUUCGAACCAAGUAAAUGGGCUGAUUUCCAGAUCUCAGAUGAGUACACGAUCAUCUUACAAUAGACAUUGAAUUUAAACAUCAAAUUCAUUCAUAAGUAAAUAAAGAGAUCUCAUUAAAUUGAUGUAAACAAAAAUCUCAGAUACUUUGAGUUGUUUCCAUCUAGUCAUUAUCUUUUUCUUAUAUUCCAAUAAUUCAUCUUUUUAGUUUGACUAAUCAUUUUUUUUGUAACAAAAUUUGUUAAAUUUCAAUUCCUUUUCUCUCAAUAAUAAUCAUUUAAUUUUCUGAAUGCCGUUUAAAUAAACAAUUACUCUAAUCUUAUAAAAA